AUGUCAUCAUCAACCGAAAAAAAUGGAUUUUCCGUAUCAAAAGGGAGAUUAAACGGUGCAGCUUCUUGGCGUCCCGACGAUGACAAUCAGAACCAAUGGCUCCAAGUCGAUCUUGGCAAAAAGGAACUUGUUACAGCCAUUGCCACUCAAGGUUCUGGUUCUAAUCGUUAUUGGCUGAAGAAUUAUUCGAUCACUUACGGUGUGGAUAAAGAAAACCUCACUUCAUACAACAUUAAUGCAACUCAGAAGGUGUUCGCUGGAAAUUAUGACAAGAACUCUGUCGUGACAAAUCUCUUAUAUCCAGCAAUAAAUGCGCGUUAUAUUCGCAUACACCCAUUACAUUUUUGCAUUUCCUACGACGAAGGUUUUUGCAACACCAGCGAAGUUCCAUUUGGGGUAGAGGAUGGAAGAAUAAAGAAUUCGCAGAUGACAUCAUCAACUGCAAAACUGAGCGAAUUUUCUGCAUCAAAAGGGAGAUUAAACGGUACAGACUCUUGGCGUCCCACAAAUGAUGAUCAGAAACAAUGGCUCCAAGUCGAUCUUGUCAAAAAGGAACUUGUUACAGCGAUUGCCACUCAAGGUUCUGGUUCUAAUCGUUAUUGGGUGAAGACUUAUUCGAUCUCUUACGGUGUUGACAAAGAAAAGCUCACUUUAUACAAAAUUAAUGUAACUCAGAAGGUAUUCGCUGGAAAUUAUGACAAGAAUUCUGUCGUGACAAAUCUCUUAUAUCCAGCAAUAAAUGCGCGUUAUAUUCGCAUACACCCAGUGUCUUGGUUUAAUCGCAUAUCAAUGAGAAUCGAAGUUAUAUGUUGCUACACAGGUUAUUGGCGUCCCGCAAAUAAGAAACAGAACCAAUGGCUCCAAGUCGAUCUUGGCAACCAGGAAUUUGUUACAGCGAUUGCCACUCAAGGUUCUGGUCGUAGUUACUGGGUGGAGACUUAUUCGAUCUCUUACGGUGUGGAUAAAGCAAACCUCACUUCAUACAAAAUUUAUGCAACUCAGAAGGUGUUCGAUGGAAAUAUGGAAGGAAAUUCUGUUGUGACAAAUGUCUUAUCACCAGCUGUAACAGCUCGUUAUAUCCGCAUACACCCAAGGACAUGGAACAAUCACAUUUCCUUGAGAGUGGAACUUUAUUGCUGUCAAAGAGCUGGUGAAAAGACACUCGGCGUGGAAGAUAAGAGUAAAGUUAAAGCUUCGCAAUUGACUUCUUCGAGUUAUUUGAAUGCAUGGACCAAAGCAGCUCGUGGACGAUUGCACAACAAUGGACAAUGGAGAGCAGGAUGGAGAGCAGGAGCAAACGACAAGAACCAGUGGAUACAGGUUGAUCUUAGCAAGAAGGAAGUUGUCUCAGGGAUUGCCACUCAGGGAGGAUAUUAUUGUUAUCCACAUUUUUGUUAUUAUCGUUGGGUGAAGACCUAUUAUGUUAAGCAUAGUUUGAAUGGAACAACAUUCGAGUCUUACAAAGAUGAGGGUGAUGAUAAGAUAAAGCAUCUAUAG
Molecule: messenger RNA, 1497 nt
Organism: Dendronephthya gigantea
Lineage: Eukaryota; Metazoa; Cnidaria; Anthozoa; Malacalcyonacea; Nephtheidae
Product: lactadherin-like
Exons: 9
Coding region: 1-1497 (498 amino acids)
Source: RefSeq, a predicted model, not a curated record